Molecule: messenger RNA, 7062 nt
Organism: Coregonus sp. 'balchen'
Lineage: Eukaryota; Metazoa; Chordata; Actinopteri; Salmoniformes; Salmonidae
Source: the annotation of a GenBank genome assembly
AUGGUGGGCGAGAGCCCGCGGGUCGGCCCAGCAUCUCUAAACUCCAUAAGAAAAGCCGGUAAAGGUGGCACACUGAACUGCCGGGGCCUUCUUAAAGAAUGGGUUAGCAGCAGGGGCUAUGGCUUGAGGGUCAUCAAGCUCUAGCCUAGCUAAGGCCGCACACAGGACAGCACAUCUGACUAAGUGUGAUCAGAACCUCGGAAUGACUCCUCUGACCCAUCUUUAGCGUUGAAACUGAAUGGGUCCACAACACUGGUUGGCACCUCCUUCACCAUGUUGGACGUGUCAUCAUCACGGCUCACAGGAAAGAUAUCAUGUUUAAACGUAGGCUUAUUUAUGCGAAACACACACGUAUGGCCGUUGAUUAGUAGGCCAAGCUGACGACACACAGUAGUAAUACCUGGGAAAAGGGAUGCCUAGGGGAAGCAGUACGAAUAGCAGGCUAGGCUAACAGCCUUCCUAGAUGCAGUUAUCUUGACAUGGUUUGCACUGAAGUACAGUGGCCAACACACACACACACAAGUUGGUGGGCUAAGUCAGCACAAGACAAGGAAGCCUGAUUUCCUCCAAUAAAAGGGAUAGGUAGGGGAGAGUUGUCACACAGCCUUGGAGGGUGAAUUUCACACUCUGACCCACAGGUCACAGGCUGUUGGUGACAGACUGACAGUACACACAACUCACACAGAGUUUAGCUACCGGGACCUGGGAAGAUGCAAUGCGAAAAACGGGAGCAAUAUGGCUAAGCUAACUUUGCGAGAAGAAAUAAGACACAGUGCGUGGUCUGACGUAUGGUUUUAUAUGAACCACAGGGGCACGUCCUCCCACGCUCUCAUGUCACUGGCGUGACUUAGUUGUUAUUAUUACUCGACCUGCGCGGAGCACAAGGGAUAUAAUACUUACUUUCAACCGUACUGACGGUCAGAAAGGUAUGAGGUAGAACAACUACUUAAAGGUCUCAGAGCAAGUGACGUCACUGAUUGAAACACUACUAGCAUCAUUUCACAUCGGUUACAUAAGGUUGUAGGAGAAGAUAUGAACAUUUUCACAUAUCUGUGACCAAUAGCUCUCAUCAAUUUCUUCCUUGAGAUCUGUUUCCCAUUUUUCCCUCAUAGCUUCUGAGCUAUCAGGUAGAGAUUCAAUCAACCCUUGAUAGAACUUGGCAAUCAACUUCUUUGGCGUUGCAUUUUCUUUCAGUAUUUUUUCAAUGUUACAUGCUUUAGGUUCAUCCAGAUUCUCUUGAAGCGAUUUAAUACGAUUUCUUAGUUGUAAGAACUUAAAGAAAUUGGUCUUGGAUAAACCACAUUUUUCUUGUAACUGAUUGAAUGACAGAGCCAUUAUAGUACAUAUGCUCAACAUUCAUGAUGCCACUUUGGAACAUGGGCCCGGUUGCAUAAAACAUAUUAUGUUAAUUUCCCUCUUAUCUUUUGCCUUAAAAUUUCCAUAACUUUGAGUGAGUUGCACAACAUUUUUUAAGGCGAAUUCCCCCCUUAAAUAUGGAAGGUGCACAAUCCAUGGCUACAAAGCAAGCUAGCUGAUUAGCUAGCUACCUACUCUGUAAGAUAGCUUGACGUGCUAGAAAGUAAUAGAAACAAGUUGAGAGAAUUGAGAGAACUAAAAUAAAAUGUGUUUUAUUAUCUGGGUUUAGAAACUCUGUGGUGUAACGCCUCACCCAGCAGACUGUCGACCAAUCGCGUUCAUGUGGUCAUGCUGCAGCACGCGGUUGCUAAAAUAAUCGUCACACAAUCCCUUCUUUCAAAGGGUGCGUUCGUAAAUUCACUCUGGCUAUCUACUCCGAUUUCAGAGCGCUCUCCUCCGCAGAAUAACUGAUUAAUUUACAAACGCUCAACACCCGUUAAAUAUAGCCGGCAAAAAAGCUUAAUUAAAUUGUUGCCAGCAUCACAGUUAGUCACCAACACUCUGGAUAACAUGAAAACAGCUCUGCUAGGGCGAGUAAAAUGGUCAGAGUGAGGUGUUCCUUCAUUUUUGUCUGGAAGUAGCUAGCAAGCUAGCCAACGUUAGCCUGUUAGCUUGGGCGCUUGACUGCCGUUGUGAGGUCUGAACGCUCGGAUCAACCCUACUCCUCAGCCAGAGCGUCCAGUGUGCGCUCUGAACACUCCGAUAGCCGAAACGCUCUGAAUUUACGAACGGACAAUCUGACAAUGUUCUGAAUUUACGAACGCCCAGAACGCGUUCGUAAAUUUAUGAACACACCCAGUCAGGGCACGAUCACAGAGUUUCUAAAAACAGAGACGCAACAUCGCAAGACUUCUGUGAACGCUUGCGAAGCAGACCAGGCCGGGGUUUGAGAAGUCAAGGAGAGAAGUGAAAGAUUAUUCCUUAGUUGUUAAUUUUCUCGAAAUCUAAAGGCACAACCUAGAUUCGAGCCAAUAUCUUAAGUAUUUGAACAUGCUAUUACUCCAACCUCGUGAAAGUGACAAACUGCUAAGUUUUUAUUUUCUUCCAAAACGACUUUAUAUCGAAGUAGUGCCUUUGAUUUGACGGCCUGCAUAUGCGCAGUUCGGCGCGAGACGACCGUUAGACCCGAUGACGUGUUACUGCGCAUGAGCUUAGCUAGCCAACGUAGCCAUGACAUGGCCUACAAGCGUGAUCGGGGAGUUCUAUUGGAGAAUCAGUUUCUACCCAUCUUCAUACUGUACUGUCUUUGGUAUGACUGUGCUUUCAAAACAACCUGGAACUCGGAAAAAAAUUCGUGAAAACAUGAAGUCAGUGAUCUUUAGGUCGGAGCUCUAGAAACAUGCCCUAGUUUCCGACCUGGAAUUCCGAGUUGGAUGACCGUUCAAAACGAUUUUUACCAGUCGAAGCUCGUUUUUUUCCGAAUUCCCAAUUGUUUUGAACGCUGCAUUAGUUGAGAAACCUCCUAUUUUCCUCGAAAGUACGUAAUGUAAUGAUUCCAAACCUACACGAUAUUACAGAGAACAAGUUAAUUAUCUCACGUCCCGGAAAAUAUUUGUACUGUUGUACUUCUUGUUGACGAAAUUCAUGCUAAUGUUUCUCUUUUAUUGCUAGCGCCAAAUUGACUCCCCUUGUCGCAGAAUCGCCCAAAAUGCACCGCGCGUCCCAUUGACAACGCAUGUGCAAAGUACACAAUGGGCGAUUUUAUGAUUCUAAUGGAGUUUCCCAUCUCCUCAAAAGUAUCUCUGGCCCGAUCGGGGAUUUCUAUUGGAGAAGCAGUUUCUAGACAUCUUCAUACUUAAACAUCUUUGAGGCUACUCUCCGUUAGUUCUGGUCUGUGGACGCGAGUAGUGUUCUGGGACUGUACGAGGGGCCUUCAAAAGGAAUUUUAAAUCAUGUCUGAAGUAUGUAUCGAAUUUGUAUUGUUUUGGUUAUUAUAUUGUAGUUACCAUAAUCAAUCAUAACAUGCAUAGUUAUAUUAUUAUGUUGAUUUUCAGGUUCAAGUGCAUGUUCGCUAACGUGUCAAAACUGUAAGUCGCUCUGGAUAAGAGCGUCUGCUAAAUGACUAAAAUGUAAAAUGUAAUGUGUCAAGUUGGCCUUGUCAGCUAACGCCAGGUUAAAGUUACCGUUAGCUACUGUUAACGUUAUUGUGUUUAGCUAUGUAACUAAUUAGCUAGAACAAAGGAGUAUUAUUGUUUUAGCCAACCAGCUUUGAAUUUAGCAUAACUCAUUCUAAGGAGUUGGCACUUGACUUGGCACCACUAGUUAUCCCUGUCAGUCUUGUAUCAAGUUUAAAUUAAACUGGUCUAACUUGGUUAUUGCCUUAACGGAGUCAUUCCCAUGCCCCCACCCAAUGAAACGACCCCAUUUAAUUUGUUUGCCAGCUCAAUAUCUGAUUUCAUUCCCAAACCAGAGGAUUGGGUUUGGCACAACUGUCAUCCUGCUUUAAGGGUGUGGUGCGGCUUUCGACAUAGCCCAAGGCGCUGAUUGUGUGUGGACUUCAAACUGUGUGUGGACUUCAAACACUCUCCUGGGUUGUAUAUCAUUGCUUGCGUAUAUAUUAUCCUGGGGAGAAGAAACAUGUUAAAGUUAUUAUAGCUAACGUUGACUAGCGUUUAACUUGUUGUUUGGAGUUAUAGCAUGAAGGAAGAAGUGUUGGCGUUUUGCCCAAUUCUUUCAUCAUAACAGGAUCACUCUAGGGCAAGAAGCGCCCUGAACGAAGGUUUUGAGGCCAGUUUCUAUGUUCUUCCAUUCUGGUCUAAAGUUGCUCACAAUAUAAUGUCAUCAUGACUUUGAUGCGGUUUUACUGCCUGUAGGCAAAUAAAAUGGAUCUAGAUGAGAUCAAGGUUCAAUUUACGCCAGCACUGACUCUUUCUCAAUUGCUCCAGCGAUUAUCUAGCUCAGGGAUGGGCAACUGGCGGCCCACAUGAAAUAACUGAUCUCUGAAAUUGUUCAUACCCACAAAAUUGCACACAUUUGUUUACAUCCCUGUUAGUGAGCAUUUCUCCUUUGCCAAGCUAGUCCAGCCACCUGACAGGUGUGGCAUAUCAAGAAGCUGAUUAAACAGCAUGAUCAUUACACAGGUGCACCUUCUUCUGGGGACAAUAAAAGGCCACUCUAAAAUGUGCAGUUUUGUCACACAACACAAUGCCACAGAUGUCUCAAGUUUUGAGGGAGUGUACAAUUGGCAUGCUCACUGCAGGAAUGUCCACCAGAGCUGUUGCCAGAUAAUUUAAUGUUCAUUUCUCUACCAUAAGCUGCCUCCAAUGUCGUUUUAGAGAAUUUGGCAGUACGUCCAACUGGCCUCACAACUUCAGACACGUGUAACCACGCCAUCCCAGGAUCUCCACAUCCGGCUUUUUCAGCUGUGGGAUGGUCUGAGACGAGCCACUCAGACAGCUGAUAAAACUGUGGGUUUGCACAAACAAAUAAUUUCUGCACAAACUGUCAGAAACGGUCUCAGGGAAGCUCAUCUGCGUGGUCGUUGUCCUCACCAGGGUCUUGACCUGACUGCAUUUCGGCGUCAUAACCGACUUCAGUGGGCAAAUACUCACCUUUGAUGGCCGCUGGAGAAGUGUGCUCUUCACGGUUGAAAAGUUUGCAACGUUGUGAACAGAGUGCCCAAUGGUGGUGGUGGGGUUAUAGUAUAGGCAGGAAUAAGCUACGGACAACGAACACAAUUGCAUUUUAUCAAUGGCAAUUUGAAUGCGCAGAGAUACCAUGACUAGAUCCUAAGGCCCAUUGUCGUGCAAUUCAUCUGCCGCAAUCACCUCAUGUUUCAGCAUGAUAAUGCACGGCCCCAUGUCGCAAGGAUCUGUACACAAUUCCUGGAAGCUGAAAAGGACCUAGUUCUUCCAUGGCCUGCAUACUCACCAGACAUGUCACCCAUUGAGCAUGUUUGGUAUGCUCUGGGUCGACGUGUACGACAGCGUGUUCCAGUUCUAGCCAAUAUCCAGUAACUUCACACAGCCAUUGAAGAGGAGUGGGACAACAAUUCCACAGACCACAAUCAAGUCUGAUCAACUCUAUGCGAAGCAGAUGUGUCGCGCUGCAUGAGACAAAUGGUGUUCACACCAGAUACUGACUGGUUUUCUGAUCCACGCCCCUACCUUUUUUUAAAGGUAUCUGUGACCAACUGAUGCAUAUCUGUAUUCCCAGUCAUGUGAAAUCCAUAGAUUAGGGCCUAAUGAAUUCAUUUCAAUUGACUGAUUUCCUUAUAUGAACUGUAACUCAGUAAAAUCUUUGAAAUUGUUGCGUUUAUAUUUGUUCAGUGUAGAAUACACAAGGUGCAAUUUCGAAAUUUGGUUGUGAUCAGCAGUUUUUGUCUUAUUAUGAUAGUCACUCAAUUGGCCCAUGUCAGCUACAUUUUUUUAGAUUGCUGAAUGAGUUUAGUCGCCAGCUAUCAUGGUCGAAUUACCGACUGCGGGCCCCCAUUGAUUUUGUUAGUCAGUCUCACUAAGAUAUCUUAUUAAAAACUGCAAACCUUUCUCUCCACCCUAUGGCAAAUGUGUAGAAUUGCAGGACAUUUUUUAUAAAAUUGCAAAAUCUUCUCUCCAUCCCAUGGCAAAAUGUUAAGAUUUGCAGCAAACAUAGGGUGUGUCAAUUUAUGGGAAAAUACACGUUUAAAAAUUUCGACCAAUCGAAACAGAUGACUCUUGGUCGUCUUUUUUUUUGUCGGGGGACAGCCCUAAUAGAAUUGCACGAAAUUAACUCUAAAAUGUAAAACAUUUCUCUCCACUAAAAUGUUUUUUUGCUCGCAAUGGGGGGGGGGGGGGGGGUAUGGAUGUGGGUAUGCAGACCCGUGAGCAACUGCAGACCCUCAUGAUGAGUUCAGAUUUUUUGUGGCCUCACCCCCAAGUUGCUUAUCCCUGAUCUAGCUUAACCCUUUUGAGACAUAGAUCUGCUCAUUCUACUUACUGUAAGGUUGCUGCCAUUUUCUAAUGACACUGUACAGGAACCUGUCCAUCAUAUCUAACUGAUUUCACUUGGGAGCAGCAAUUUUCAUGUGCAGGCAUUUCUAUCUCUAUGUUUAGCUGACUUUAACCGCAUAUUUUGCUUCUGCCCGACCCAGGCGGACUUUGAUAAGGCUGCAGAGGAGGUGAAGCAGCUGAAGGCUAAGCCAGCAGAUGGAGAGAUGCUCAGGGUCUACGCUCUGUUCAAACAGGCCAAAGUGGGCGACGUCAACACCGGUAAGCCAGUCGGCAUCCUUCCAGUGCUUUGUGAUACCCCUCAAUUCUAGAAGUCUCAUUGUAUUGAUUAUAGUCUGUUGAUCGUGUGUGUUUUUCUUUGUUCCUGAAGCUCGUCCUGGGAUGCUGGAUUUCACUGGGAAAGCCAAGUGGGACGCCUGGGAGAAAGAGAAAGGUGUGUUUCCUGUAGUCCUUCCUCAUUUAGCCUGUAGAGGGCACUGCUCUUCACCUAUAUUAGGGGAUCAGUUUUAUACAGCUGUGGAUCCCCUCAGCUCAAUGCAUUUACGCUGUCAUAAAGUAUACUGGUAGAGCCAGACAGUUCUUAAACAGUAACUCAUUAUUAAUAUGUCAACUAAAUGUGUUUUCCUUUUCUUACUUGACUCCCAUAGGAAAGAGCAAAGAGGAUGCCAGGAAGGAGUACAUUGCCUUGGUAGAGGAGCUGAAAGGGAAGUACGGAGUCUAA